AUGAUAGGUGGCUUGUCGCCGGAGCCAUUCUCAGACCACCUGUUGGGUGCCUUGUCGCUGGUUCCCAGUGUUAAGAUUCGUAAACCAAAGGCGAAGAUUCCAAGCGGUUAUAGAUUCCGUCCGACAGACAUAGAGCUACUAGGGUUUCUAGCCCUAUUUGUUCUCGGAAGUUUACCAUUCUCGUGGUAUCCGAUCAUGGAGAGGAAUCUUUACAGCGGGGACGAGCCAUGGCAGUUAUUUGGGAACUCAGAAGAGAGGGUUCGGUAUUUUAUAACGGCGUUGAAGAAGAAGAAUCCUCGAAAUUCGCGGUACCGGCGGAGCAUCGGAGAUGGGAAGGGCACCUGGAAGGCUCAGGAUAAAGGGAAAGCCAUAUCUAGAUCUGGAAAAAUUAUUGGAUAUAAAAGAAGUUUAAGAUACGAGAACAAAGGAUCCGAACACGAUGGUCAAUGGCUCAUGAAGGAGUAUUAUUUUCCUGAUAAAGUCAGAGAAAACCUUAAUCUUCUGUCGAGAGUACCAGAUAAAGAAGAAUCUCAAAAGUAUUCAUUUUACUUGCAAGUAUUUUUACUUCAGCCUGUGGUUAAAAUUGCUGUAUCAUUGAGGGAUACGGUUCUUUGUCGAAUCAAAAGGAAACAAAAUUGGGACAACACAAAUCAUAAUGAAUCGACAAUAGCAGAAGGCAUUAGAGAUAUCAUCGGCGAUUUCACUCCCAAACUCGAACCUUCUGAGAGUGAUACAACUAGAACUACAUUAACAUUAGCUCUCUCUACAGAUGAUUGA
Messenger RNA from Ipomoea triloba (trilobed morning glory), 777 nucleotides. RefSeq names its product NAC domain-containing protein 105-like. The coding region runs from base 1 to 777 and encodes 258 amino acids. Gene Ontology annotation, molecular function: DNA binding. The transcript is spliced from 4 exons. Gene Ontology annotation, biological process: regulation of DNA-templated transcription. Lineage: Eukaryota; Viridiplantae; Streptophyta; Magnoliopsida; Solanales; Convolvulaceae. The record is from RefSeq and is a predicted model, not a curated record.